AUGCGUCUCACCCUCGCACUCCUCCUCAGCCUGACCCUGACGCCCUUGGCGCUCGCAGCAACCCUCACCUUACCCACACUAUACACCUGUUCUCCGGCCAACAUCACCGUCGCCGCGCGCGGCAACUGGACGUUGGAAGGGCGCGAUUCUUCGACCAACAAACUCGUCCUUCGUCGUCGUAUGGAUCGAGGUGACACGUCCGUCCUAUGGGAUGCGGUCGAUUUGCCAUCGAACAGCACAGCGCUCUUCGUACUCACCGACCAGAUUCGUUCCAACAUCACAUCCCUCGCCACAGCCCAGGGACUCAUCCUUGCCAGUCCGACGGGCAACACCACCUGCCUCUCUACGAGCAAAAAAUCCUCCAAUCGCGGCAAGGGCAAAAACACCGUGCCGGAAAUCAUCGGUAUCGUCCUCGGCGUUUUUCUACUCCUCGUGAUCCUUUUGGUCGGCGGAAUGAUGUAUCGUCGUAAAAAAGAGCGGAGGCAGAGGGUGGAGGAGGACGAUAUCAGCGACAACUACGGUGCGAAGGCUCCCGGGAGUGGGUACAUGGCGCGCCUGGUGCCCGGGUUGAAGAUGGAAUCGCGUCCGUUGCCGAGGGAUCCCGUGCUGGAGGAUGAGCAGAAAGCCUAUGCGAGUACGCGCAGGGGUACGCAGUACUACAACAACCACCCGGGGUAUGGGCAUGGGGUUAGCCAGGAUGGCGCAUGGAGGAGGGAAGAGCAGCAGGGAUGGGAUCAACAGCAGUACCUGCAACGUCAACCAUCGACAACCGACCCCUUCGCCUCCCAGACCCAUAUUCAGCCCUACCAGUCAUCAUAUGCCCAAAGGGACUGGAAUCACUAG
This is a messenger RNA of Kalmanozyma brasiliensis GHG001, 843 nucleotides long. RefSeq lists its product as uncharacterized. Bases 1 to 843 code for a protein of 280 amino acids. Lineage: Eukaryota; Fungi; Basidiomycota; Ustilaginomycetes; Ustilaginales. The record is from RefSeq and is a predicted model, not a curated record. The transcript has a single exon.